This is a messenger RNA of Fusarium keratoplasticum, 804 nucleotides long. RefSeq lists its product as uncharacterized. The record is from RefSeq and is a predicted model, not a curated record. The transcript has a single exon. Lineage: Eukaryota; Fungi; Ascomycota; Sordariomycetes; Hypocreales; Nectriaceae. The coding region runs from base 1 to 804 and encodes 267 amino acids.
AUGAACGACUCGGAAAUCAAAAUCAUCGUCAUCGUCCUUGCGACUGUGGUCCCCUUGACCGCCAUCACCGCUGUCGGAUGUUUCCUCUACCGCCGAAGUCAACGCCAACGUCGCUUCCUGUUCUUGAAGAGAGGCAUCACCCCCAUCGACGAUGAGGAGAUUGAGUCUUGGAGGACCGACAAGUCUCUCGAGAAGACACCGAUCAUCGAGGCCACCUCCAACUAUGGACAUGACUUGGAGCAACAGCUACAGCAGCACCAGCGUCAGAAGAGCACAUCUGUGAGCUCGGUCCGGAAACCGCCCAGUGUUAUCAUCUACAACAGCCCGAACCCUCACGAGGAGCUUUCUUCACCUCGCUCCCUUCAUCACAAGCGCAGUAUCGAUGUCCCCUCAACUCCGCUCCUCGCCCGUGCCCCCAACUCACGCCCAGGUCUCACCGAUGAGACCAUCCAAGGCGACGAUGCCUUCAUCUCGCCUCUGAAGCGCCAGCCCUCGCGUCUGGCCAAGCUUCCCCCUUCGGCCUCUCGCCAUGGUCGCACACGCAGCAGCCGCAGCAGCACCGUGAGUGCCAUCUCACCUCGCGAUCCUUGGCACGGCCACUACCCCGAUUCCGUCUUCGGCCCUCGCAGCUCCAGCGAGUACAUUCCGCGAGCAAACCGGUCUCUUGACAUCCGACGGCAACACCACCGGAUGCACUCCAUGAUCAGCCCUUCAAGGAUGUCAUUUGAUGACGAGGUAUUCUUGGGCGGGCUCUCACCCCGGCCGCUGAUCCGCAAGUCGGAAAUUGGCAGGGCUAUCGGAUGA